AUGAGGCGGCUGCGGCGCUGGGUGAUCGCGGCGCUGCUGCUGCUGCCGCUGCUGCCGCCGCCCGGUCUUGGGUCCUGGGGUCCUGCUGGAGCUCUGCGUUGGAGGGUCUCACCCCAAUUGUGGGGCCUGGAAGCCCCUGAGGUCACACAGCCCAGCCGUCUGGUGGGGGAGAGCUCCGGGGGAGAAGUCCGAAAGCAGCAGUUGGACACCAGGGUCCGCCAGGAGCCACCCGGCGGCCCACCUGUCCACCUGGCCCAGGUGAGUUUCGUCAUCCCAGCCUUCAACUCCAACUUCACUCUGGACCUGGAGCUGAACCAUCACCUUCUCUCCUCAAAAUACGUGGAACGUCAUUUCAGCCGAGAGGGGACAACCCAGCAUAGCACUGGGGCUGGAGACCACUGCUAUUACCAAGGGAAGCUCCGAGGGAAACCCCACUCCUUUGCCGCUCUCUCCACCUGCCAGGGGCUGCAUGGGGUCUUCUCUGACGGGAACUUCACCUACAUCAUAGAGCCCAGAGAGAUGGCUGGACCUCAGGAAGCCUCCCAGGGACCAUGUCCCCACCUCAUUUACCGGACCCCUCUCAUCCCAGCCUCCAUCAGAUGCAGGGAACCAGACUGCCUGUUCGCUGCCCCUGCCCAUUCUCCUCCUCCGAACCGGCCGAGACUGAGAAGGAAAAGGCAGGUCCGCCGGGGCCACCCUACAGUGCACAGCGAGACCAAGUAUGUGGAGCUGAUCGUGAUCAAUGACCACCAGCUGUUUGAGCAGAUGCGACAGUCCGUGGUCCUCACCAGCAACUUUGCCAAGUCCGUGGUGAACCUGGCAGAUGUGAUGUACAAGGAACAGCUCAAUACCCGGAUAGUACUGGUUGCCAUGGAAACAUGGGCAGAUGGGGACAAGAUCCAGGUGCAAGAUGACCUCCUGGAGACCCUGGCCCGGCUCAUGGUCUAUCGGCGGGAGGGCCUGCCUGAGCCCAGCGAUGCCACCCACCUCUUCUCGGGCAGGACUUUCCAGAGCACCAGUAGUGGGGCUGCCUACGUGGGAGGCAUCUGCUCUCUGUCCAGGGGUGGGGGUGUGAAUGAGUACGACAACAUGGGGGCCAUGGCGGUGACCCUGGCCCAGACGCUGGGGCAGAACCUAGGCAUGAUGUGGAAUAAACACCGGAGCUCAGCAGGGGACUGCAAGUGUCCAGACAACUGGCUGGGCUGCAUCAUGGAGGACACUGGGUUCUACCUGCCCCGCAAGUUCUCGCGCUGCAGCAUCGACGAGUACAACCAGUUUCUGCAGGAGGGCGGCGGGAGCUGUCUCUUCAACAAGCCCCUCAAGCUACUGGAUCCCCCUGAGUGCGGAAACGGCUUCGUGGAGGCAGGGGAGGAAUGUGACUGCGGCUCUGUGCAGGAGUGCAGCCGAGCGGGCGGGAACUGUUGCAAGAAAUGCACCCUGACUCAUGAUGCCAUGUGCAGCGACGGGCUCUGCUGUCGCCGCUGCAAGUACGAACCACGGGGUGUGUCCUGUCGAGAGGCCGUGAACGAGUGCGACAUCGCGGAGACCUGCACCGGCGACUCUAGCCAGUGUCCCCCUAACCUACAUAAGCUGGACGGUUACUACUGUGAUCAUGAACAGGGCCGCUGCUACGGAGGUCGCUGCAAAACUCGGGACCGGCAAUGCCAAGCUCUUUGGGGCCAUGCGGCUGCUGAUCGCUUCUGCUAUGAGAAACUGAAUGUGGAAGGGACAGAGCGUGGAAACUGUGGGCGCAAGGGGUCAGGCUGGGUCCAGUGCAAUAAACAGGACGUACUCUGUGGCUUCCUCCUCUGCAUCAAUAUCUCUGGAGCUCCUCGGCUGGGGGACCUAGGAGGAGACAUCAGCAGUGUCACCUUCUACCACCAGGGCAAGGAGCUGGACUGCAGGGGUGGCCAUGUGCAGCUGGCCGAUGGCUCAGACCUGAGCUACGUGGAGGAUGGCACAGCCUGUGGGCCCAACAUGCUGUGCCUGGAUCAUCGCUGCCUGCCAGCCUCUGCCUUCAACUUCAGCACCUGCCCGGGCAGUGGGGAGCACCGCAUCUGCUCUCACCACGGGGUCUGCAGCAAUGAAGGGAAGUGUAUCUGUCAGCCAGACUGGACAGGCAAAGACUGCAGUAUUCACAACCCCCUGCCUACAUCUCCGCCCACUGGGGAGACAGAGAAAUAUAAGGGUCCCAGUGGCACCAACAUCAUCAUUGGCUCCAUCGCGGGGGCUGUCCUGGUUGCAGCCAUCGUCCUGGGUGGCACAGGCUGGGGAUUUAAAAACAUCCGGCGAGGAAGGUCCGGAGGGGCCUAAGUGCCACCCCCUCCCUCCGAACCUGGUGCCCACGUCUCAGCCCUGAACCAGAAGGCUGCCCCUGCCCAGCCAUGGAGGGAGGCACCAUGCAAUGUCUUCCAGGCCCAAGCCUUUCAACUCCUGGCCCCAUGGAGGUUUGGGUGGGGGGCUGCGGCCCUGCCCUUCACACCACCAGGGUGGACCAGUCCAGAGGCAUUUCCCUCAUGGUCCCCCACCCACCUCAUGUGGCUUGGCCUUGCACACCAACUCUCCCUGUGUGAAUGUAGCUACCAUCAUCACAGAUUGCCAUAGCUCAAGUGGUAGGGGGAGGGCUAGAGGGAUGCCCCACUGGGCAUGGCCUGGGAUGGCCCUUCCUCAAAACCAGGCAGCUGGGACAGGGUUUUAGCUCUCUGGGACUUAGGGAGAGAGGGCUAAAAUCUACUUUUUUUUUUUUACUGAAUCUUAACUGAUGAAUGUAACUCUGGGGGUGCUGGGGCCAGGGCAGUUGUGGGGAUGUUUUGACAUUUGUGGGAGGGGCUGGAGGAACAGGGGCAUGGCCAUCCCGGGGGAUGGCCACACCUGGAAUCUUCUCACUGAAUAUUGACGUCCCCAAGCCAGGCAGGGGCCAGGCAUCCUUGCUUGCUCCCUCCUCUCAUCCCUGCUGAGCUUGGAGAGAAGUUUGAGUGCUGAUUCAAACCAAAGCUGCCUGUUCCGUGCCCGAGCCUAGAUUAUGGGUACGGCAACCACAUGUCCCGGAUUGUCUUCAAUUCUAAAAUGCCCACCGUGCUGUCCUUGGCAGGAUGCAUGUAUUUGAGGGUCUAGAAAAUACAGAUACAGUCCCUGAAAUAAAAUGGCACCUUCCCCCUUU
This is a messenger RNA of Molossus molossus (Pallas's mastiff bat), 3160 nucleotides long. It is a transcript of the gene ADAM11, whose product is annotated as ADAM metallopeptidase domain 11. The transcript is spliced from 27 exons. The record is from RefSeq and is a predicted model, not a curated record. The coding region runs from base 1 to 2313 and encodes 770 amino acids. Gene Ontology annotation, molecular function: metalloendopeptidase activity. Gene Ontology annotation, biological process: proteolysis. Lineage: Eukaryota; Metazoa; Chordata; Mammalia; Chiroptera; Molossidae.